ACGAUGCAGUGCCCGAUUGCCCGGGCCUAUAACCAAGCCCUGUGGAUACCCGAUGCCUUAAUUUCUUUCAAUGAGCGCCCAGGAAUGUGAAAAUUUGUGAAAUAUCUUGCAAUGCCUCUAAAAAGACGAAUCUCUGCGUUAUCUGAAAUUCCGGUGGAGUUAUGUGCUGUUUGUGGAUAGCGUAUAUACUGCCUGUUGAAUAAAAGGAGUGACAAGAUCUGUCUGGGGAAGGGUAAUGAUCCAUUUCGAAUAUUACAUACACGAUUUUUUUUCCUGGGGAUCAUGAUAAUAUAGUUUAAGUUGCGGACAUAGCUCAUAAGUAUUGGUAGGAACUUUUGUGGUGAACCAAAGCGUCACUGCGACAUAAUGCAACGGGGGUCAGUAGGAAUAAAAGCUUUUCCGUUAGUAAAUAGAACCGUGCUGAGGCCUUAAUUGAACUGGACCAGCGACCCACCAUGAUGGACUUCUGCCUGCGUCCGAGACUCCACAGCGACGAGGAGAGCGAGGAGUCCCUUCCGCCAUCGGCCUCUCUCCUCUCCUCUCCUGGGGACUCCGACGUCUUCCUGAAGGAGUCCGCCUUCGGAAGCUUCAACUCCGGCGCUUCCAGCCUCAUCUGGCCCCAAGUCUCCCCGCGGCGCCUGAGGUUCCGCUCUUCGUCGUCAAGCAGGUCGUCCCAAGUGAGUUCGAGCAGCGAAUCGGACAAGCCGUCGCGCCAAGGAUCUGUCAAGAGGAUCGUACGCUCUCUCUCGGCCAUCUUACGACCCAGCAGCGAAUGGGACGACCUCGAGUUUAUGCUGCAGCCGACCGCGUCCCUCCUCCACGAGGUGGGUGAAGCGCUGCUACACGUGUACCGGUCCAAAACUUUCCCGACGGAGGGUCUCAACGCUUUCCAUCAGAAGCUUACGGCCCUGGUGAUGAGCGGCGGAGGAGCUAGCCUGACGGGGACGUGGCGCCAUCAGGUGGUACCGACGGGGACGCGGCUGGUGGCGGUGCGAGUGGCCAGCCCGAGGGACGGGGACCGCGUGGCGGCGCUGCUGACGGCGUGGUCCUCCCUCUACGCCACGACGCUGCCCCUGCUGCAGGCUCUCCUCGCUCCUUUCACUAGUCUAGACGUGAGGCGUGAUGUGCUGCAGGCCUUCCGAGAUUCUGUUCUUCCGUACGCUGCGCUGCCCUCCGCCCUGGUCUCGGUUCACUCGACCUCGCCCUCCACACGAUGGAGACUCAAGCAGAUGCUCUUGCUCCUGGCUCGUCUCGAGCCGUGUGAAUGUCGUCUGCCGAUUCCGAUUGAGACCCAGAAUUGUGAAGGAGAGACGAAGGAGAUGCAAGAAAGCAGCCGAGAAAGAGGAAGCAGAGGAAACGGAGAAGAGGAAGAUAUGCGGGGAGAAGAGAGCUCUUCAGUAACGAAGCUAAGUCAUACUACCGAGGCGCUGGGGUUGCUGUUGCAAGCGGAAAUGGAGAGCACGAAUGUCACCCGACCCGUGUUGCAAAGGCUCCUGCACUUGCACCACGGCGGCGAGAAUGACUUCUGGGCCUCGCAUGACCUCCAGCAACGCCCUUCCUCCGGAGUGCGUCUGGAAGUUCCCUCUUCGCCGCGGCCACUGCUGGUGAGGAACCUUUCGAGUGUGGAGACGCUUGAGGACCUACUUCGCUCCGCCGCCCUGCGCUGACUCUCACAGCGGAGGACAUGGUGAUAAAGAUGAGGUGGAUCUGAUGAAGGAAGAAGAUAACAAAGGACAAGGCGAAGACAUGGUGAAGGAAGUGGCGAAGAACACGGCGGAAGACAUAGUAAAAGACAUAAAGCAUAAGGUGAAGGAUGACGGAGAAAGGUCAUAACAAAGGAUAUGACGAACAACGGUCAUGGCAAAGGAUAUGGCGGAGAAAAGUCGUGACAAAGGAUAUGACAGAGAAAGGUCAUAGCAAAGGAUAUGACGAAGGGAAUGGUCAUAACAAAGGAUAUGACGAAGGGAAUGGUCAUAACAAAGGAUAUGACGAAGGGAAUGCCGAAGGGAAGACAUGAUGAGGGAAAUAGCGAAGAAAGAAUACGAAGGAAAUUGCAAAGUACUCAGUCAGCGGACUGACAAGGUGGAUGGCAGUGAAGGGACGACUGUGAAUUUUAAGUGAACUUCAUCAGAAUUCGAACGAAGAAAGACUAAGAAUUGUGUAUAGGUGAAGAAUAUUGUUAUAUGACCACAGGCCAAAAUAGUCUAUUGACUGAAAACUAUUUAAUUCUAUAGUGAGUCAAUGAGUCAGUUUGUUUUAAAAUAUGUAUUGAUUCAUGACUGAUUUUACUUUCUUGUUUUAAAUGUUUAGAAAGUAUAUGUGCAGCUGAAUGAUGCGUGCUGGAUAAAAUAUAUAUCUUUUUGUAUGCAUUA
Molecule: messenger RNA, 2372 nt
Organism: Penaeus monodon (black tiger shrimp)
Lineage: Eukaryota; Metazoa; Arthropoda; Malacostraca; Decapoda; Penaeidae
Source: RefSeq, a predicted model, not a curated record